This is a messenger RNA of Plasmodium gonderi, 775 nucleotides long. Its product is annotated as variable surface protein. NCBI's taxonomy places the organism in Eukaryota, Apicomplexa, Aconoidasida, Haemosporida, Plasmodiidae. The transcript has 2 exons. The record is from RefSeq and is a predicted model, not a curated record. The annotation marks the transcript as partial.
AUGAGAGCUUAUCUAGGGGAUAAAGAACUUGCACAAUUACCUACAAAAAAGAUGUACGAUAUAUUCGAUAAAGCAGCUAGUACUUCCAACUGUUCUUCUAUUGACACAAAUGUAAAGAAUCUUGAAAAAAGUAAUCCUGGGAUUGAAAAGGUUUCCGACAGAAUACAUAAAGCUUUAUGUUAUGUUUAUAAUGAAAAUGAGGCAAAUAAAUUUGAUGAACCUAAAUGUGAUUAUCUGUACUUUUGGUUAGGCGAUGUAGUACAUAGUAAUUUAUCAAAUAGUAUGUUCUUUAAUACUGUUAUGGAUACGAUUAAACAUUUUCUGCAAAAUAGUAAGGGUCAGAGCAUAUGUAAUUAUAGUAAUUAUAAUAAUUAUAAUAUAAAUGAAAAUGAUUUUAUGGAUAUUAAGAUAUUAUUUGAUUAUACAAAAGAUUAUGUUCACAUAAAAAAUGAUUUAGACAAGUAUGAUAAGUACUGUAAUCGUGAAUAUAAGGAUCUUCUUGGUAAAUAUACGACAGUAUAUAAUAAGAUAAAGGAUGUAUGCGAAAAAUAUAGAAAUAAAUAUUCAUAUUGCAAUGAUUUUAAUGAAUAUUUAAAAGAAAGCAAGAGAUGGGAAUUAUCUAACACGGCAUGUACGGAAGUGGUAAAUCAACAUGAAAUUGAAAAAAUACUAAAAGAACAACAAAUGUCGAAGGAAUAUAAUAUGAAUCAAGAGGGUUAUCCUCAUGCAAAUAAAAAAAAAUUAGAAUAUUUAAUUUCAAAUAAUCCUUCAGCUA